CAAGAAAGGUUCAAGGAAACAUCAUCCUUCUAAGUAUGUGGAUAUGAAAAGGGAGAGUAGGAGACAGAGUGUGAAGGAGAAUAAUAAUAAUAAUAUUAAGAAUAAUUUAUCCGGAGCAGUUGAACAGCAGGUUUUGCGAGGUGGAAAAGAAAGUUUGACUGCUACCAAAGAAGAGAAGAAGAUUGAGAGAGAAGAGGAUGAUGAAGAGAAGAAUAUUGCAGGAUAUGAAUUUGUUGAUGGAUGGCCAAAGUGGUUGGUUGAUAAUAUCCCAAGAUAUGUUCUUGAUACUCUUGUUCCAAAGAGUGCUGAUUCCUAUAUAAAACUGGGAAAGGUAGGAUGUGGAACAUAUAGCAAUGUGUACAAAGCAAGAGAUAAGCGAAGUGGGAAGAUUGUUGCUUUGAAGAAAGUGAGGUUUGACACGUCGGAUCCUGAGAGUAUAAAGUUUAUGGCGAGAGAGAUUAUGAUACUUCAGACAUUAGAUCAUCCGAAUGUGAUCAAGCUUGAAGGAGUAGCAACAUCAAGAAUGCAAUACAGUAUAUAUUUGGUUUUUGAGUUCAUGCAUGCUGACCUUGCACGAAUUAUAGCCCGAUCGGCGGUGAGACUAACUGAACCACAGAUAAAGUGUUACAUGCAAGAACUGCUUUGUGGGCUCCAAUACUGUCACGAAAAGGGUGUUAUCCACCGAGAUAUUAAAUCUUCAAACUUGUUAGUAGACACAAGAGGGGUGCUGAAAAUUGCAGAUUUUGGUCUUGCACAUUCUUUUGACAUCAAAUCCAAUGGCCCUCUUACAAAUAAAGUGGUGACACUUUGGUAUAGAGCUCCUGAACUUCUCUUAGGUUCAACUAAUUAUGGAUUUGGAGUUGAUCUCUGGAGUGCUGGAUGCCUAUUGGCUGAAAUGUUCGUUGGAAGACCGAUAAUGCCCGGAAGAACAGAGGUUGAACAGCUUCACAUGAUCUUCAAACUUUGUGGUUCUCCUUCAGAUAAUUACUAUAGAAAACUGAAGCUAACAAGCAGCCAUCGUCCGUCACAACGUUACAGACCUAACUAUAACGGAAACUUCCCGAACCUUCCUUCGUCUUUCCUUCAUCUCUUGGCCACGCUUCUUGAUCUUGACCCUUCACACCGUGGCACCGCUGCCUCUGCUCUUCGAAGUGAAUUUUUCAAUUCAAGUCCGUUACCGUGCGACCCUUCAGACUUACCAGCAAUCUACAAUAAUAAUAAUAAUGAUGAGGAUGAACGAAUUCAUCAAAAGAGACGUAGACACAGGGUUCCGAAAAGAGGGCAAGUGUCUCAACCCAAUACAAAUCAUGUUAGUCAAUUGGAAAAGAACAAUCAAACAGCUGAACAUUUCAAGAGAGAUUCAGAAUCGUCCACCAAAGAGGAUAAGAAAGAACAAGAGAAGCAGGGGCAAGAAACAGGCACUGUUAGUGCAAGCAGCACAUCAUGGAGCUUCAAAAAUAUUAUGAACAUGAAUAAUGCAUCGUCAAUAACAUCAUCAAUUUUUUCUAGUAAUGACAAAACUGAAGCACAUCCCAAUUAUGCUCUCUUACAUUCAUAUAUAAUUGGAGUGAUCAAUCACAAUAAUAAGAACGAAGCCAAUAAUAAAUCUCAUCAACGUAAAGCGUUGGAUCUAAGAUUUGAUAUAGAGAAGCUAUCAAAUCUUUUUGAAUAAUCUAAAGUUGAAAGAUCUAAUUUU
Molecule: messenger RNA, 1696 nt
Organism: Arachis duranensis
Lineage: Eukaryota; Viridiplantae; Streptophyta; Magnoliopsida; Fabales; Fabaceae
Product: probable serine/threonine-protein kinase At1g54610
Exons: 7
Coding region: 44-1672 (542 amino acids)
Biological process (GO): protein phosphorylation; positive regulation of transcription elongation by RNA polymerase II
Cellular component (GO): nucleus; cyclin-dependent protein kinase holoenzyme complex
Molecular function (GO): RNA polymerase II CTD heptapeptide repeat kinase activity; ATP binding; cyclin-dependent protein serine/threonine kinase activity
Source: RefSeq, a predicted model, not a curated record